Molecule: messenger RNA, 2355 nt
Organism: Fraxinus pennsylvanica
Lineage: Eukaryota; Viridiplantae; Streptophyta; Magnoliopsida; Lamiales; Oleaceae
Source: the annotation of a GenBank genome assembly
AUGACCUUCCAAAGAUUUGAUUUCAUCCAUUUAUGGUGGUGGAGAAUUCUCAUAAGUUCUCUCCUUGGAGCACAGUGUUUCGGGCUUAACGAUGACGGGCUUCUCUUGCUAUCUUUCAAGUACAAUAUUUUGAGUGAUCCAUAUGGUGCUCUACAGAGCUGGAAUUACCAUGAUCAAACACCAUGUUCGUGGAAUGGUGUUACCUGUGGCACUCCAGGCUCUGCCGAUGCGUAUUUACGUGUCACGGGCUUGUCUCUUCCAGAUUCAGGGCUUCUUGGUUCAAUUCCAGCCACUCUUGGUAUGAUCCAGCAUCUUAGAAAUCUAAAUCUCUCCAGCAAUUCUAUUAAUGGUUCGAUUCCCUCUUCUCUUUUUACCGCUUCUGAGCUUCAAAUUCUUGAUUUUUCCAACAACGUGAUUUCUGGUACACUGCCGGAGCUUGUAGGAAAACUCAAUAAUCUUCAGGUUUUAAAUCUUUCCGACAAUGCCAUCGCCGGGAACAUACCGGAAAAUCUAACAACUCUUCAGAAUUUAACUUGCAUUUCUUUGAGGAAUAAUUAUUUUUUUGGUGCACUUCCUGGUGGGUUUAAUUCAGUUCAAGUUUUAGAUCUGUCUUCCAACUUGAUUAAUGGAUCAUUACCUCCAGAUUUUGGAGGCAAUAAUCUGAGUUACUUUAACGUGUCAUUUAACAGACUCUCCGGCAAAAUCCCACCGGAAUUUGCCACCAAAAUUCCUUCUAGUGCAACAAUAGAUCUUUCAUUCAAUAAUUUGACCGGUCCAAUUCCAGAGUCCAACGUUUUCUCUAACCAAGCCACCAAAUCAUACUCCGGCAAUCCUGAAUUAUGUGGGAAGCCACUGAACAAUCCUUGUCCAAUUCCAUCUUCAAUUGCAACUCCGCCAAAUACUUCUGCAUCACCAGGUUCUCCACCAGCAAUCGCCGCCAUACCCAAGACCAUAGACUCAACUCCGACAACUGCUUCACCAGGCGGCACCACCGCAAGUCCACCACAAGGAAAAAAAAGUGGGCUUAGAACUGGAACUAUCCUAGCAAUAGUAAUUGGAGAUGUGGCUGGAAUUGGAAUCGUAGCACUGAUUUUCAUGCGCGUAUAUCAUCUGAAGAAAAGGAAAAGGAUAGAAGGUACGAUAAAAGAAGAGGCAGAAAGUGAAAAAGAGUUUGACUGGGCAUCUUCUUCAUCUUCCGAGGAAGAAUACAACUGGUUAAGAACAUGGACUUGUUUGAAGAAACAGAGGCACGCCGAGGAUGAAGAAAUCCCAAAUUCAGACAGCAAGGAGAACGAGGUUCUUUCCGAAGAUCAAGAAAAUCACCCACCCCAAGAACAGAAAAAUGGUUCGCUUGUAACUGUCGAUGGCGAAAAGGAGCUAGAAUUAGAGACUUUGCUGAAGGCCUCGGCCUACAUUUUGGGUGCAUCAGGGUCUAGUAUAAUGUACAAGGCAGUUCUUGAAGAUGGCACCACAUUGGCAGUCCGCCGAAUAGGCGAAAAUGGUGUGGAGAGGUUCAGGGAUUUCCAUAAUCAGGUUCGCGUAAUUGCUAAAUUGGUGCACCCAAAUUUGGUUCGGAUUCGAGGAUUCUAUUGGGGCACUGAUGAGAAGCUGGUCAUCUACGAUUUUGUUCCCAAUGGCAGCCUGGCUAAUGCACGUUACAGGAAAGUUGGCUCUUCACCUUGCCAUUUACCAUGGGAAAUGCGGCUCAAGAUAGCAAAAGGCGUUGCCCGUGGACUGUGUUAUAUCCAUGAGAAGAAGCAUGUGCAUGGCAACCUCAAGCCCAGCAAUAUUCUGUUUGGCCCUGAUAUGGAGCCCAAGAUCGGAGAUUUUGGGCUCGAAAGGCUUGUAACCGGCGAUAACAGUUACAAGGCUGGUGGAUCGUCUCGGCAUUUUGGUAGCAAGAGGUCCACAACCUCUCGCGAAAGCUUCCAAGAUUUUGCUAGUGGGGCUACCCCGAGCCCCAGUCCAAGUGCUGUAGGCGUAUCGCCCUAUCAUGCACCGGAGUCAUUGCGAAGUCUCAAACCCAACCCAAAAUGGGACGUGUUCUCAUUUGGUGUAGUGUUGCUUGAAUUACUGACAGGUAAAAUCAUUGUUUCGGACGAAAUGGGCCCGGGCUUAGCACUCGCGGCUACCACAUCAUCGGUUGAGGAGAAGGGAAAAGUGUUGAGGAUGGCUGACGUGCCGAUCCGAGCUGACGUGGAGGGAAAAGAGGAUGCUUUCUUGGCACUACUAAAAUUAGGAUACAGUUCCAUAUCUCCUGUCCCGCAAAAGAGACCAUCCAUGAAAGAGGUCCUUCAAGCACUCGAGAGGUUUCAAACUAGUUCAUUUUCUUCAUCAUACCAUUAUGUUCAUUAG